AUGGGCCUCGUUGCUCAGGACCUCAGCUUUCGGUAUCCGGGGGCGGACAAGAACGUGCUCCGGGGAAUCAACCUGACUAUCCCGCCCGGUACGACCCUUGCUAUUGUCGGUGUCAAUGGCGGAGGAAAGACGACCCUCGUCAAAGUCUUGAUGGGACUAUACGAUCACCAAGGCUCCCUCCUUUUGAACGGCCAACCUAUCGCCUCAUACGACCCGGCCACAGUCCAUAAGAGAACAUCGUGUCUUUUCCAAGACUUCAGCAAAUACUCCUUCACUCUGCGCGAGAACAUUGGGAUCGGGAACGUCGGGAGGAUGGAGGAUGAGGCUGCCAUUAAGGAGGCGAUUGAGCGGGGUGGGGCAACUGCGGUAUUGGACAAAGUCGGGAUGGAGGGACGGGAGACAUCCAUCAGGCCCAAAUCGCAUCACUCGGGCGUACCCGAACAACGCGCAAGUCUCAGCGGGGGCCAAUGGCAGCGUGUCGCGCUGGGAAGGGCGUUCAUGCGCGCGAACGAGGCGGAUCUGGUCGUCUUUGACGAACCGUCAGCCAGCCUUGACCCACGUGCAGAGGCACAGCUCUUCGAACGUAUCCACUCGCUCAGCCACCAGCAUGGCCGAAGGAGCUCGACCAUAUUUAUCUCUCACAGGCUUUCUACAGUCAAGCGAGCCGACCAGAUUGCAGUAGUGGAAGAUGGGACAAUCUUAGAGUGCGGAACCCACGCAGAGUUGAUGGCGAAAGAAGGGCGGUACUCUGAGCUGUUCCGCCUUCAGAAGGCGGGAUUCGAAGACUGA
Molecule: messenger RNA, 789 nt
Organism: Dioszegia hungarica
Lineage: Eukaryota; Fungi; Basidiomycota; Tremellomycetes; Tremellales; Bulleribasidiaceae
Product: P-loop containing nucleoside triphosphate hydrolase protein
Exons: 5
Coding region: 1-789 (262 amino acids)
Biological process (GO): transmembrane transport
Molecular function (GO): ATP binding; ATPase-coupled lipid transmembrane transporter activity; ATP hydrolysis activity
Source: RefSeq, a predicted model, not a curated record